GAUGGAGCGGAGACGUAUCACCUCUGCACGCCGCUCCUAUGCCUCCUCCGAGACGAUGGUCAGGGGCCAUGGUCCUACCAGACACCUGGGUACCAUUCCGCGCCUCUCCCUGUCUCGAAUGACGCCUCCACUCCCUGCCAGGGUAGACUUCUCCCUGGCCGGGGCGCUCAAUGCCGGCUUCAAAGAGACUCGGGCCAGCGAGCGUGCGGAGAUGAUGGAGCUCAAUGACCGCUUUGCUAGCUACAUCGAGAAGGUCCGCUUCCUGGAACAGCAAAACAAGGCGCUGGCAGCUGAGCUGAACCAGCUUCGAGCCAAGGAGCCCACCAAACUGGCUGACGUUUACCAGGCAGAACUUCGGGAGCUGCGGCUGCGUCUGGACCAGCUUACUACCAACAGUGCCCGGCUGGAGGUGGAGAGGGACAAUCUCACACAGGACCUCGGCACCCUGAGGCAGAAGCUCCAAGAUGAAACCAACCUGAGGCUGGAGGCGGAGAACAACCUGGCUGUGUACAGACAGGAGGCGGAUGAAGCCACCUUGGCUCGUGUGGAUCUGGAGAGGAAGGUUGAGUCGCUGGAGGAGGAGAUCCAGUUCUUGAGGAAGAUCCAUGAGGAGGAAGUUCGAGAACUCCAGGAGCAGCUGGCCCAGCAGCAGGUCCACGUGGAGAUGGAUGUGGCCAAGCCAGACCUCACAGCGGCUCUGAGAGAGAUUCGCACUCAGUACGAGGCAGUGGCCACCAGUAACAUGCAAGAAACAGAAGAGUGGUAUCGGUCCAAGUUUGCAGACCUCACAGACGUUGCUUCCCGCAACGCAGAGCUGCUCCGCCAGGCCAAGCACGAGGCUAAUGACUAUCGCCGCCAACUGCAGGCCUUGACCUGCGACCUUGAGUCCUUGCGCGGCACGAACGAGUCCUUGGAGAGGCAAAUGCGCGAACAGGAGGAGCGCCACGCGCGGGAGUCGGCGAGUUACCAGGAGGCACUCGCUCGGCUGGAGGAGGAGGGCCAAAGCCUCAAGGAGGAGAUGGCCCGCCACCUGCAGGAGUACCAGGAUCUACUCAACGUUAAGCUAGCCCUGGACAUCGAGAUCGCCACCUACAGGAAAUUGCUGGAGGGCGAAGAAAACCGCAUCACCAUUCCUGUACAGACUUUCUCCAACCUCCAGAUCCGAGAAACCAGCCUGGACACCAAAUCUGUGUCAGAAGGCCACCUCAAGAGGAACAUCGUGGUAAAGACGGUGGAGAUGCGGGAUGGCGAGGUCAUUAAGGAGUCGAAGCAGGAGCACAAGGAUGUGAUGUGAGGUGUGCCCAGCUGGCAGCCCUUGCCAUACAGUGUGAGGGCCUAAAGCUCCCUCCUCAGAUAGUCUUGUUUGCUAGGCCCAAUUCCCAUCCACACCAGUGCUCCCCUUCCUUCUGUUUUUAUGCCCACGGCUCGGUCAGUGCGGAGUCUCAUGGACGGCACAGACCACCCUGCAUCUCCAACUAACAGGAUACUCACCCCAAAGGGGCAAUCAGGAGGGGAGGACCCCCCUCCCCCCAGCUGGGUUAGAACUGGAAGAAAGAGGAAAGACAGGGGCAGGGAGACUUAACAAAUCCCUUCCUUCAUCCUUGUUGUUAUGGAAACCGUUGCCAGAGCUGGAGGUCUCUGGGAACUGGACUUUGAGUUUUCAUAGGCUGCUGGAGCAAGACAAACAUUCAGACAGAAAGGAAAAGAUCCCGAGGCAAAGAAUCUCUAGCCAGAGGCCUAGGCAUCUGGAAGAACCCUGACGAUGUAGGAGUGGGUAGGGCAGACUUGCUACCUGGAAUGGCCACUAAGGCAGUCCUGAAGGGCCCCCCUCCGGAGGGAUGACCCUCGUGUAUCGGCCCCACUGAGCAGCCCUGCAGGUUGAUGCCCCACGAGCGUGUGAAAACUUGGUUCUUGGCAUGUGGCAGGCUCUAUAGCAUAAGUGGAGAGGGAAGGUGUACUGGAGGGUAUAGAGGAGGGCUCUCUGGCCCCUAAGUAUGGAUGCGGAGAGGGGGGAGCCCAGGAAGGCUACCCCGCUCAGGCUGCAGGGGUGCCAUGGCGGAGGAACCGGUGGAGAUAACUUGGACAAUGGAGUUGGAAGUUGUAGGCAACUAGUUACACUUGGCUCUGAAUCCUUGGAAUCAAGGAAAUGACCUGUUCUCUCAAAGACACUGAAACAGGAGAGAGGGACUUCCAUCCACUGGGCAGGGUACAGGCGCGUCUCAGUUGUGAAGGUCUAUUCCUGGUUGCUCAGUCCCCAACUGCGCAUCACCCUGGGCUUCUCAACCUGGAAGAGUCCACAACCAUCCUUCUGAGGCCCUCCAUCCCCACAACCACUAGCUGUUGUUCUCCAAGCCAAGGGCCCCAUUCCCUUUCUUAUGCAUGUACGGAGUAUCGCCUAGACUUUAAGCGUCCAUCCUGUUUGAAAGUUUGGGAAACUGACACACGUUGUGUUCAAGCAGCCUGGUGUGGAGUGCCUUCGUAUUAGUGUACCCUCUCGGAAGCUGGUUGGUGGGCAGGUGAGGAAGAAAUGGAGCUGAAAGUGUCCCCUCAGUUGUCCUUUCCUCCCCCUCUAAGGUCCCUCCCUUUUCCCAGGACAUCGUACACUCCCCCCCUUGUCACCUCUGCUAACCUUCAGAGCAGUACUGUCACCUUUACUCACUGGGCAGAAAUAAAGACAGUGUCAGAGGC
Messenger RNA from Rattus norvegicus (Norway rat), 2688 nucleotides. RefSeq names its product glial fibrillary acidic protein (gene Gfap). Gene Ontology annotation, biological process: enteric nervous system development; intermediate filament organization; regulation of chaperone-mediated autophagy. The transcript has 9 exons. Gene Ontology annotation, cellular component: intermediate filament cytoskeleton; glial cell projection; intermediate filament. Bases 2 to 1294 code for a protein of 430 amino acids. The record is from RefSeq and is marked provisional. Gene Ontology annotation, molecular function: structural constituent of cytoskeleton; identical protein binding. Lineage: Eukaryota; Metazoa; Chordata; Mammalia; Rodentia; Muridae.